This is a messenger RNA of Aureobasidium subglaciale EXF-2481, 648 nucleotides long. RefSeq lists its product as uncharacterized. The record is from RefSeq and is a predicted model, not a curated record. NCBI's taxonomy places the organism in Eukaryota, Fungi, Ascomycota, Dothideomycetes, Dothideales, Saccotheciaceae. Gene Ontology annotation, biological process: protein deglycosylation. Gene Ontology annotation, molecular function: mannosyl-glycoprotein endo-beta-N-acetylglucosaminidase activity. The transcript has a single exon. Bases 23 to 529 code for a protein of 168 amino acids.
CGCGCAAUCGCCUUCGUAAACCAUGGGCUGGAAAGAUAUCCUUCGUCCGAUAAGAGACGGCUUACGAGACAAUCUGCCAUCAAAGCCGCCGCGCCGUGAUCCGGAGAAGGAUAUUCGUUGCGGACAGGAUGCUCUCAAAGGCUUCACCUACUUUGAUAGCUUCCAAGACGUUGAUAACUGGCGACCUGAUCAAGCAUACUCUUUUCAGCGGGCAAACACCCCUUUGCUUCUCAGGUCUUGCCCAAACACAGUCGACGGUCGAGCCAGAGUUACUCUAAUACACGACUUUUCUGGCAAUUACCAUGACUAUGAAGACGUACAUUGGCCCGGGGUAGAUCGACCAUCAUACAGUUGUGACUAUCUGCAAGCAAUAGACACCUUUAUCUACUUUUCCCACAAGGUUUGCAAUCAAGACUAUCAAUCAGUGUUAUCUGGCUCAGACACUCCAAGCUUGUGUGUGUACCGCCUCCCUCUUGGACAAAUACGUUGCAUCGUAAUGGGGUCAAGUCACUCGGUACAUUGCUUGUAGAACCGCAAUCAGCAGGAAUGUCAAGGAUACUGCAGCAGUCUCCCUCAAACUCAGGAUAUACCCUGGCAAGCCAGUUGUCCCGCAUUGCCGACUUCUAUGGUUUUGACGGCUGGUUGAUU